Molecule: messenger RNA, 1260 nt
Organism: Peniophora sp. CBMAI 1063
Lineage: Eukaryota; Fungi; Basidiomycota; Agaricomycetes; Russulales; Peniophoraceae
Source: the annotation of a GenBank genome assembly
AUGAAGCGCUCUGCUUCCCCGUCCCUUCGCGCAUCCAAACGAGCGAGGCGUGCGCCCAUCCGUACCCCGCAGACUAUGGCGCAGCGUCUCGCGCUUCUCACCCCCGAGGAACUUGCAGCAGCCGAGACGGCAAGGCUUGUCACCAAGCUCAAGGUGCUGCAGGCGAAGUCGGCAAAGGAAUCACAAACGCGGGGACCUAAGCGUGAUACUCAUUUCUAUAUGUCGGAUCCGUUCUCUUACGAGACACGCGACCCGGACGGAUUGGUGACGCUCGUGCAGGUAGCGCAAGAUGACAUGUUCAUAUUCCUGGUUGAGAAUGUCCUCUUCCGGCUGCCGCGCCCUCCUCUUGUCGCGCACUCUGAACUCUUUGCCAAUAUGUUCACGUUUCCACCUCAGCCUGAUGUGGGCCCUGAAGGCCGAUCAAACGAUAGGCCCAUCGUGCUGCAUGGCAUGCGUGCUGAAGGCAUGCGCCAAUUCGUCAACUGGUGGAUUGCGGGGGAGCAGGGCCACGUAUAUCCCUUUUCGCGACUGGCCCAUCUUCUCCAGUUUGCGCACCAAGCCGGCGCUCAUGACAUAUACUUCUGGGCGGCGAGCGCACUGGAUUGCUAUAACAUCACCCGUCACCAACCCUGGCAUUACAACUUAUGGGACGAGCGUGUUUGCCUCAGCCCUUCAGACCCCAGUCGCUCGCUUUGCGCUAAUAAUCGACUACCCAUAACCGGGGAGUACAUCAAUACCACAGCAUUCUUUGCACUCACUUCUUUCGACUCACCCGAUGACACUUUCCCCAUGGUGUACACCGCUGCAACCCUGCUCUGGGGUGAUGGCAUGGAUCUCGACUCUUUCGAUUGGAAACGUCGCAUCUCCCGCGCGGAGGCCCUUUGCGUAUUGGACAUGGCGAUAUCUGCAGGCAUAGAUGUUGCGUUCCUCCCAGGCGCGCUUGGAAGCGUGGUCAUCAGUGGGAAGUUAUCGGUUGAUGAGGCGGCUUGGUUGAUGAGAAACGAACAAGGGGAUGCUACGGAUGUAGCUGAAGCCGUGAAGUAUGGUGUGGAGGCCAUCCUCGCGGAUGACUCUAGCAAGAUGCUAGGACCCGGAGCGCUCCUAGUUGGCCGUUUGAAGCGCGCCCUUGACUUCUGGGCCUACUGCAGGCGGCAUGACGGUGAAGCAAUCCACGGUAUGAUGGACGCUAUCAUUAGAGUUAUGUGGCCUGCCCCGAACGAGACUAGUGAGGGCUGGGAAAUGAUGUGUGUGCAGCCAUGA